Messenger RNA from Cylindrotheca closterium, 1776 nucleotides. The record is from the annotation of a GenBank genome assembly. NCBI's taxonomy places the organism in Eukaryota, Bacillariophyta, Bacillariophyceae, Bacillariales, Bacillariaceae.
AUGGAAUCCAAAUCAUCAUUAUUGCGCGCAGUUGUCUCCUGUCUGAUUCUUGCGGUGGCAAAUGGAUUUAUGACAACGACCAAGCCAAUCUGCAGCACAGCAGCGUCCACAGAAAAAUCGUUUGCUCUGAGGUCGGAACAACCAGAAUAUGGAAAAUCAUUGGAACUUCCAGAGACAUACGCCAAUUGCGGAAGGUGUGACUCAUCGUAUGCCAUGAAGCCGGAAGACUUGGGACAAGGCAAAGGACGCCGAUUGGAAUGCGGUGUAUGCGGACACUCUUGGUUUCAGUCUCGCGAUCGUCUCAUGACCAUGAACGAUGGUUUCGAAAUGGUUCCUCUCCCCGAAAUCCACCGAAAACGAAUUGAGACUAAUAUUGAAGAGGGAAAGAGUCCCAAGUUCGUUGGACAUGGCAAGCUUUACGUUGGAAACAUUUCGUUUUCGUGUACCGAGGACGACAUUUUAAAGACCUUUGCCGAAAUUGGAGAAGUUGGGGAUGUCUCCUUGGUGCGGGACGAAAUUGGCCGCAACCGCGGAUUUGGGUUUGUCACAAUGAGAAGCAAGGAGGAUGGCGAGAAGGCCAUGGCCACAUUGGAUGGAUUCGAUCUACAGGGAAGAAAUAUCGCAGGGGAAUUCCAAAAUGCCUUUGAUACCUAUAAGGCAGUCCAUCUCCCACUCUUUCUACAACAGAAUUUUCGCGCCAGAGACAAUAAUAAUGACAAUGAUGGGGCUUCCAAUAAUUUGUCUUGUUGUGACAGCAGCGAACCAAACACAUCAAAAGUCCCCUUCACCUGGAAAGAUUUGAAACAAGUCUUUGCUGACUUGCAGGAGGAAGAUAAAAAGUCAUGGUGCAUUGAAAAUGGGAAAGUACAUAAUGAUGGAAACAAAUGCGGCAGGAUAUCUCAUGACAACAACGACGGCGACGGCAAUGAUGAUAGCUCGAAACUUGAUGCAUAUGUCGGGGCUUUGAAUUUCUUGGAUCCAACUGACGUUUCAGAGGCCCAAACGAAAGACAAAGACUUUGCCUAUUGUUCCUUUCUCAUUCAGAACGACAACCGUGCCAAACAAAAAGCCUUGUCACGGUUUCCCCUUUCCACAUUACCCUUUGCCGCCGAUCAGUGGGGCUACGGACCCUCCAUUUGGGUCUUUUUUGGGCGCAAUCAAUUUGGAAAGGAAGAAAUGCAAGGCCGACCGGAACACACCGACUCGGUGAGUCACGACGGAACCUGGCACUAUCAGCUGUCGGGGAUAAAGAAGUGGCAUUUGCGGCCAACCAACAAACUUGUGGAGCACAUGAAAGAAAAGGGAGUCAUCGACUUUAUAGAAUUGGAUACAAUCCAAGUGGAUUGCAAUGCAGGUGAUGUAUUGGUGGUAAACACUGCUCUAUGGUGGCAUCAAACUAAGAUACCGCCACAACCUGAACCCUCCGUUUCGUAUGCUCGGGAUUUUUAUCUUGAUGCCAGCAAGAUGGAUUUUGCCGAUACUGAGGAAGAUGGCGGGGGGAUGACGAAUGUAGACGGUAUGUAUGCUUCCAAUGACGUGGGUGCAGGCACCAUUGUCUUUACGGAACACGAUAUGCCAGAUGGUGAACUUCAUCGCUCAGCCACUGCUCCGAAUUGUGAAGUCGUGGAGCUAGAAGAUGGCACUAAUGCUGUGGUGACAACGAAAGAUGUAGCCUGUGGUGACUUUUUUUGCAUUCCAGAGUCCGACAGCGAAGCAGAUGAUGAUGAUGAUAAUGAUGACGAAGGAGAGAUAGAGGGGGAGGAAGAAGAUGGUUGA